UGCACUAUCAUCUAGGAGGGUCUGAAGAUGAUCAGCAGUGCUGAAAGUACUGACCACGAAUGAUACCGCUCAGUCCAACCAAUUUUCACGUUCAGGAGUGUUGGAGAUAUUAAAGCGCAGCAAUACCCCGUUUUCCCUCCAGGACUGUCCAAAAAUGAUGGAGAGGACCGCACUACUGGCUUUGUGCUGUCUGCUGAUGCCUAUAUCUUGUUCUCCUCGGUAUCCAUCACUGAAGUUUGGACACAGAGCUACAUCCAUCUUAAUGAGCUCGACGUUGGAAGACCCUUUGCAGCUGCCAAAAACUGAUUAUAGCUCGUCACAGACACAGGAAGCCGUGUUUAGAACUGGAAGACACGCAGAUGCCAUCUUCACAAAUAGCUACAGGAAGGUGUUGGGUCAGAUCUCAGCCAGAAAGUUUCUUCAGUCAGUCAUGGGGAAGAGACUAGGCAGGGGGGACACUGAACAUUUUGAGAAACGCCAGUCAGGCAUUUAUGAGGAUACCUUCAAACAGGACCUUACAGCCAUCCAAAAAGAGGAGAGAUAUCGGGGCCAGCAACAGGACAUUCAGAGGCUCAGGAAUUUUCAGUUUCCACUAUGACGAAGUUCUCGGGAGAAGAUCGUCACAACCACUGCUGCGGAUCUAGAGCCUCUUCACAAGGACAUCUUUUCCUCAGCUCUAAACACGGGAGAUCAACUGGUCAUCUCUUCUUCUCUACCCUGGAUUGAACCGUCUUAAGCGCAUACA
Messenger RNA from Alosa alosa (allis shad), 745 nucleotides. RefSeq names its product growth hormone releasing hormone (gene ghrh). Gene Ontology annotation, biological process: positive regulation of cell population proliferation; positive regulation of growth hormone secretion; adenylate cyclase-activating G protein-coupled receptor signaling pathway. Gene Ontology annotation, molecular function: neuropeptide hormone activity; peptide hormone receptor binding; growth hormone-releasing hormone activity. The coding region runs from base 155 to 598 and encodes 147 amino acids. The transcript has 6 exons. The record is from RefSeq and is a predicted model, not a curated record. NCBI's taxonomy places the organism in Eukaryota, Metazoa, Chordata, Actinopteri, Clupeiformes, Clupeidae. Gene Ontology annotation, cellular component: terminal bouton; perikaryon; extracellular region.